GACCGGGGACCGGGCACCGGUACAGCUCCGCCCCGCCGGUCGGGCCCAGAGUCCGGGAUGAGAGGAGUCCCGUUAACCGAUAAACAGGAUGGACGUGUGCAGUAGGAACCCGAACCGCACGGUGCCGGUCACUGAGGACGGCCCGCACCGAGCUGCCGUGCCGCUGUGCUCCCGGACCAACGGCUGGAGCUGGCCGCCGCACCCCUUCCAGCUGCUGGCCUGGCUGCUCUACGUCUACUUCGCCGUCACCGGCUUUGGCGUGUUCGUCCCGCUGCUGCCCGCCCACUGGAUCCCCGCCGGGUACAUCUGUACCGGCGUUAUGUUCGUGUGUCACCUGUGCGUCCACGUGAUGGCGGUGACCAUCGACCCCGCCGACUACAGCGUGAGAACCAAGAGCGACAGAGGCCCCGUCCCCGUGUUCGAUCGCUCCAAACACGCCCACGUCAUCGAGAACUGCCACUGCUACUUGUGCCAGGUGGACGUGGGUCCAAAGUCCAAACACUGCAGUGCCUGUAACAAAUGUGUCGCCAACUUCGACCAUCACUGUCGCUGGCUCAACAACUGUGUGGGCAGCAGGAACUACAAGUUGUUCCUCCACAGUGUGGUCUCGGCUCUGUUGGGGGUCUGCCUGGUUCUGGUCGUGGCCUCGUACGUCUUCAUUGAGUUCUUUCUGGACCCAUCCAGACUGCGCACUGACAAACACUUCCUGGUGAGGAAUGAGACAGGUGUGUGGUUUGUCUUCCUGCCGGUGGCUCCGGUCCGAUCGGCAGCAGCAGUGAUUCCUGGUCUGGCUGCAGUCACCAUCGCUCUGGGUCUGCUGUCCUCUGUGCUGCUGUCUCACCUGCUCUGCUUCCACCUGUACCUGAUGUGGAACAGACUCAGUACCUAUGAGUACAUUGUGCGACAGCGCCACCGUCAGGACAACAGGGACUCAAGGAAACCAGGAUCAGUGAAGGAGACGGCAGCCCCGUCACUCAACCUCAUCAAGGAUGUGAACUACUCAGGGACUCUGGGUUACACCAACCCUCAGCUGGACGUGGAGGACCCUGUGGCUGUGAGGGGGGAGGCAGAGUUCCUGGCUAACGGCAGACUGAGGACUCUGUCCAGUCCUGUAAUGGAGGAAGAGACUCCGCCCACUGCGUCUACAGAGCUGAGAGCAGCAGCGCACGCACACCGACGCACACAGAAGAAGAAGGUCCGUAAAGUUCCAGCAGAGGUCACUAGAGAGCGCUGUCCGAGUACAGCCCCGCCACCUGAGCCCAGCAGUGUGUCCACUGUGUCUCUGGGUCAACGGCUUCCUUUCCCAGCCUUCCCUCUGAGGGCCUCCCUACCCCCCCUGGCCCUGGGCCCCAUCCAGGCCGCCGCCCCUCCUGCUGAGUACCACUCGGACUCUGCGGAGUCUCUGGAGGAGAUCCCGGUGGUUUUGGCCAAACUGGGCUCCUCGUCUUCCGCCGCCGGAGACGCCUCCUCACACAGAGUCCCCCCAGCCUUCCCCCUACCCUCCCCCCAGACCAGGACUAAGAGGAAGACCUCCUCCCGUGCACAUAAGAGCAUUGCGGAGCUGAGGUUCGAGAUGGCCUCCACCCACCCCCCCACUGUGUUCGUCAGCCGGUCCAGCGGGGACGCCCCAGAGCCCCGGGAGGAAGGCCUCAGUCUGGGCAAGAGGCAGACUGGCUCCAGGACCGGCUCCAGGCCUGACUCCAGGCCCGGGUCUAGGCCCGGGUCCAGACCGGCAUCCCGGGCAUCUUUGGGCUCAGGAGCAGGGUCCUGGAUGGAGCUGUGACCUGAGUGGACUGUGUAGUGGUCUAUACUGGUUUUAUUUAAUGAAGACUUUUUCUUUUGAUGCCAAAGGUCAGAUCCUGGUCUCAGGUCUGAUCAGGACCCUGAAACCUUAAAUUUAUACCUGUGUGUGUGUGUGUGUGUGUGUGUGUGUGUGUGUGUCUGGAUUUCAUAAUCGCCUACCAGCAGUACAUACUACAGUAAAUGCUACAUGCUACAUGCUACACACUGUAGAACUGCUGGUACCGAGUUAUACUAACUCAUGAGACUCCCAGUUGGUUUUACGGGUUCCCAGUUUAAUGGAGUUUAACUGCAGCUCAAUGGUCCCCAUGGUAACCCAGGGCUGACAUCAUUUCCUGUCUAGUUCCACCUCAGACCCACUGCUAUAGUACAAUCAUGCUAAUGCUAAUGCUGACAACAUGCACGUUCUGUUGUGUCAAUCCAACAGAACUGAUAUGAAAUCAAUAAAGACGAUAAAAUGACACAAAUUAAUCAAUGAUUUAAUCACUAUUUGAUCAAUAUAUUGAUUUUUAUUAGAAGCUUCUUUCACAAGUUGUUCACAGCGUUUUUAUCACUUUUUAACUGUCAAUUUUCAGCCAAUCAGAAGCCUCCAGCGUCUGUAGUCUAGUGUCAUCCUGUUGUUGUUUGUGUAGCGGCACCUUGCUGCCAUGCUGCAAACUGCGGCUCAGGGUGAACGCCUCCUGCUCUCUAUACCAGCUAGUGUAGCUUAGCAUAAAGACUGUAAACGAGUGUAAACCGUUAGCCUGGCUCUGAUGAAUGCACCCUCCAGCAGCCAGUGUAAAAACAACAGCUAGAGUAUAUAAGCUAGCAGUUAACCUCUGUUUCCACUCUCUAUGCUAAGCUAAGCUAACAGCUGCUGGAUGUGUUUAAUCUUCGUGUUUGUGCUAAAACCUUCUUCUGAAAUGUUUCUGAUGUUUUUUCACCUGUCAGCUGAUUUUAUCUGUUUCUCAAUAAACGAUAAAAACUGAUCACUAUCAA
Dicentrarchus labrax (European seabass) is the source of this 2778-nucleotide messenger RNA. It is a transcript of the gene zdhhc1, whose product is annotated as zinc finger DHHC-type containing 1. NCBI's taxonomy places the organism in Eukaryota, Metazoa, Chordata, Actinopteri, Moronidae. The coding region runs from base 89 to 1783 and encodes 564 amino acids. Gene Ontology annotation, biological process: peptidyl-L-cysteine S-palmitoylation; protein targeting to membrane. The transcript is spliced from 11 exons. The record is from RefSeq and is a predicted model, not a curated record. Gene Ontology annotation, cellular component: endoplasmic reticulum; Golgi apparatus. Gene Ontology annotation, molecular function: protein-cysteine S-palmitoyltransferase activity.